GUGACGAGCGCGUCAUGAUGCGUUUCGUCACCCGAGCGUAUAUGUGCGGCGCGUGCGGUAAGAAUGUCACGGUGCCUCGUCGAAAGUAAGAUCCGUGAGAAGAGAAGCGGCCGACGCGGGGAAAGAUGCUGUCGCUGUCCUGUUACGUGCGGUACGCAAGGACCGUUCACGUGAGUGCUAGACGCAAGGAUGCCUUGACGGACGAAAUGACACCGAACCGCCUGACCGUCUCUCUCGUCUUCGUUUCUGGGAUCGCGGUCGCCGUCAUCGGCACGCUGCUGUCUCAGUACCUACGUGGCUUGUCUACCGAUUUCACAGGACAGGAAUCUCGUCACGUGUUUGUGCCGCUACCUUCGGAGGGAAUCUUAAACGUGUACGAUGACAAUACACUCAACGUCGCGUUGGGCACAAAACUGGACCAGCUGGAGAACCAGGUGGAGAACAGUGCGACGUCGGUGAUGGAGGCGUUGAUGUCCCUGCACAUGGCGCUGGAGAUGAAACUGUCCGGCAAGCAGAGGAGGGCUGUGAAACUGUUUCAACACGCGAUGGCGUUGGCGCCUUGUCAUCCGGACGUUCUGAAUCGCUACGGCGAGUUCUUGGAGCACACUCAGAACGACAUAAUCAAGGCGAAUGAGUUUUACGUGCGUGCUCUGACGUACGAGCCGAAUCACGAGGGUGCUCUGAUGAACAGUCAGAGGACGGCGCGCGUGGUCGAGGAGCUCGACAGGAAGAUGCUGAGGCGCAUUGAUGAGAAGAGGGACGCACUGUCGACGAUACCUGACAACAACGCCGCAUUGAUACGCGCCAAGAAGGAGGCUUACUUCCAACAUAUCUAUCACACAGUUGGGAUCGAAGGGAACACCAUGAACCUGGCGCAAACAAGAGCCAUAGUGGAGACGCGUACCGCAGUCGCUGGCAAGAGCAUCGACGAGCACAAUGAGAUCCUUGGAUUAGACGCCGCCAUGAAGUACAUCAAUGCGACCUUGGUCAAUAGGGUAGGGUCCAUUUCCAUCAAAGAUAUACUGGAGAUACACAGACGCGUGCUAGGACACGUGGAUCCUGUUGAAGGCGGCCAGUUUCGUCUGACUCAAGUGUACGUUGGCGGCCACAUACCUCCAGGGCCGGACGACAUACACUAUCUGAUGGAGGAGUUCGCGUUGUGGCUGAACAGCGAGCGAGCCAUCAGGAUGCAUCCAGUGAGGUACGCAGCUCUCGCGCACUACAAAUUAGUACACAUACAUCCGUUCGCCGACGGGAACGGCAGGACGUCCCGCCUGCUCAUGAACAUGAUCCUCAUGCAAGCCGGCUACCCGCCGGUCAUCAUCCACAAGCAGCACCGUCACGAGUACUACGAGAAUUUGCAGCUGGCGAACGACGGCGACGUGAGGCCGUUCGUGAGGUUCAUAGCCGAGUGCACGGAGCAGACGUUGGAUCUGUUCCUGUGGGCGACCAGCAAGUUCUCCCGACAAGUUCCCGCCCUGAGCCAAGAGACUCUGUUCACCGGAAAGCACAACACGAUCGUCCUGGAGGACAAGAGCGGCGAGAUACAGGAAAAUGAUUGAAUGGGAAUUGCUGUCUGUCGGGAUCUGAAGUAUUUUUCAAGACCAAAGAGAAUCAAACGUUAUUUAUUAUUCCAUAUCACUAUUGACUGCGAUUUUUGAAUGGAGGUUGAAGUACGUAAGCGAGUGCGUUAGCCGUCUGCCUUGAAGAUUGAAGUGCUUGAUCGAAUCUGUCCAAUUUGAUGGUGCAUUUUAAUGCAUUUGCUCUGCGCUUGUGACGUGCAAUCGGCGCAAAUGCCACGUGUAGACUGCCGAUUAAUGUUUUCGUGGUCUGUGUAAAUAUGGAUCUUCCAUCAUGUUUUUAAUAUAUAAUAUUGGUAUAUUGCCAA
This is a messenger RNA of Ooceraea biroi (clonal raider ant), 1888 nucleotides long. It is a transcript of the gene Fic, whose product is annotated as FIC domain protein adenylyltransferase. Lineage: Eukaryota; Metazoa; Arthropoda; Insecta; Hymenoptera; Formicidae. Gene Ontology annotation, molecular function: protein binding. The record is from RefSeq and is a predicted model, not a curated record.